Humulus lupulus (European hop) is the source of this 3683-nucleotide messenger RNA. RefSeq names its product disease resistance protein RPM1-like. The coding region runs from base 731 to 3373 and encodes 880 amino acids. NCBI's taxonomy places the organism in Eukaryota, Viridiplantae, Streptophyta, Magnoliopsida, Rosales, Cannabaceae. The record is from RefSeq and is a predicted model, not a curated record. Gene Ontology annotation, molecular function: ADP binding. Gene Ontology annotation, biological process: defense response to other organism. The transcript has 3 exons.
AGACAAAACUAGAAGUACAGAAGCCCUUAAUAGAAAGUUUAUCUUCUCCAAAUAGAUGGCAGAGUAGGCAAAAGCUGAUAGCUUAUAUAAAACCAGAAAUUUACAUCACACCCUUAUCACUUUCUUCCUCUCUCUCUCUCUCUCUCCCUCUCGCAUGCACAGCCACCGCCGUCACUCACACCGCGCCACCGACAACACGCAGUGUCCUGAAAGCUCUGCCGAUCGACAACAACUUCAACGCCCAAUCUUCGAAGUCACACGCGCCGACUAGUUAGUUGCAGCCUCGGAUUUCAUCUGCCUCCCCCACAUUUCCUGCGCAAUUCGGUCGCGUUACGGUGGAAAGUUAGUACGAACGUGAUCGGAGGGCCAAGCAGAGUACUUCUCGCUAACUCUUGUCGUCUAAGUCGUCGCUGACAUUGACCUUCGUGCUUUCUGGUCCACCGCCUGAUUUCCGGCGUCGUCCGACCGUUUCAAUAAGUGUGGGUGAUACGGUCGAGAUGAUAUUAUACGUUUAGCACCGAUCGUUUGGUCUCUAUCUGCCGGAGCUCCGCCGUCGCCACUCUGCAGUAAGGAUCUUAACCCACUGUACCUCACAAAAAUUAUUUCAGGAUAUAUUUGCACUUUGUGCAUUUGUUUUGACGAAUUGGGCGUUGGUUAAGUCUAUUGACGAGCUUUUGAAGCAAUUGGAACACUGAAGUGUACCCACUGACUAAGGUGCAACAAAGCAUUAAUGGAGCACACAUUAGACCUUCUACUGGAGAAAAUUUUAUCAUAUGUUGGGAACGAGGUGUAUUCGUUAAGUCGGGUUCAAGCUGAGCUCGAGAAAAUCAAGAAUGAGCUGGAAUAUAUGCAAUCGCUUAUCAACGACACAAAAGGCAAGAGAGGUCUCAGUGAUCUGGAAAAGACUGUGGUAAGAAAAGUCAAGGAAAAAGCUGAUGACAUAGUAGAUUUCAUCGAGGAGUACACAUACUUCUCAAACAAGAAUCGAAACUUAAAUAAGUUCUACACAGUCAUUUGUUUCCCAAAGGCUCUUAUCAAAAAGCAUCAACUCGCUACUAAGUUACGACACAUAAGGAGGUCAAUCAGAGAGAUGAGAGAGACAAGCAACCAAUAUUAUUCUAUUGAUCAUCAUCAUCAUCAUCAACAAAAACAACAAUGCAACAAGUCUGAGUAUGAUGCCGAUUGGGCAAUGAAAAAAAGCAUUGGGGAGUUGGCUCUUUUUGAGAGCGACAAAGAUCUUGUUGGAAUUAAAGAUUCAAAGAAUGAGUUAUUGGAUUUAUUGCUGGAUGAAAGGCUAGAUCGAACAGUUAUUUCAGUUGUAGGAAUGGGAGGUUCAGGCAAGACAAGCUUAGUUGCCAGUCUUUUAAGAAGUCCUGUAGUGAAGAAACAUUUCAGUGGCUUCUAUGCAUGGAUCACUAUCUCUCAAACUAAUUAUACAAUUGAUAAUGUACUUAGAUCCAUUAUUAAGGAGUUAGCUGAUAGAGUUGAGGAAAAUGUCAAUCCACAGGAAUUGACCACCAUGAAUCAGAUACAACUAGUGAAGAUGAUCAUCGAGAAGCUGCAUCAGAAGAAGUAUUUGGUUGUCUUGGAUGACGUAUGGGAGAUUGAAAAUUUGUGGUUACCGGAUACUCAUUACAACUCGAAUGGAAGCCGGAUACUCAUUACAACUCGAAAAGAAGACGUUGCAAAUUUUUCAUUUGGGACUAAAAGCCAUGUGUACAACAUUAGACCCCUAACAGAAAAUAAAGCUUGGAAACUUUUUUGGAAGAAAGCUUUGCCACACAACCCGGAUCAAUGUUCAACUGAACUUUUACUAACAGCAAAGCAACUUGUUAAAAAGUGUGGAGGCUUGCCUUUGGGUCUAGCAACUUUGGGUGCUGUAAUGUCCACAAAGAAGUUGGAAUUAGUUGACUGGGAAGGAAUCCUUCGUAGCUUGAAUUGGGAGCUAAGCAAUAACCAAAGGUUUAAUGUGGUGAAGAGUAUUUUAUUACUUAGCUUUUAUGAAUUGCCAAAUCGACUCAAGCAGUGUUAUUUGUACUGUUGCAUUUUUCCUGAAGAUUUUGAGAUUAAUCCACGAAGGCUCAUUCGUUUAUGGAUAGCAGAAGGGUUUGUUGAAUUGGGUAGAGGAAUGACACAGGAAAUGAUGGCUGAACGGUAUAUUACUGAACUCGUUCACCGAGGCUUGCUGCAAUUUACUACUAGGAGAACUUAUUCGUCCAAUGUCUUAAGGAUGCAUGAUCUGAACCGAGAGCUUGCUAUUUCAAUUGCAGAAGAAGAAAGAUUUUGCUGUGUAUACAAUGGUCAAGAAACAAAUCAAGACAGCAAAUUUUAUCGCCUAGCUGUGCAAGAAAAUUACAGAGGAGCAUUGGGAAGCAUGUCAAGGGUUCGCUCUUUCUUUGUAUUUGGCUCUGAGAUGGGUACUUCUUCAUUGCAAAGGGUACUAUGUGAUUUUACUCUAUUAAGAGUGUUAGACUUGAAGGAUAUCCCUAUUCCUGAAUUGCCAAAAGAAAUACUGAAUUGUUAUAACUUAACAUACUUGUGUUUGAAAAGAACACAGAUUAAGGAGCUUCCAAAAGGUAUAGGAAAACUUUGCAACUUGCAAACUCUAGACAUCAGACAGACUAAAAUUAAAGGGAUUCCAGAUGGAAUUGUGAGCUUAUCGAACUUGUGGCAUCUGUUCAUGCGCCAAUUUAAUUAUGCGACCAAAUUAAUGGAGUUUGAUCACUUUAACAUUUGUUAUAGCGCAAAGGCACCGGUAGGGAUAAGUAACCUAAAGAAGUUACAAGUUCUGGACAGCGUUGAAGCUGGAAAAGACACGAUUAAGGAACUAAGGUCCUUGACCCAACUAACGAAAAUUGGCUUAACAAAUGUGAAGGAAGCAGAUGGUGAAGAUUUGUGCAUUUUGAUCAAGCAAAUGAAGUGUGUGAACUUCUUACUUUUGCAGGCAUCAAAUGUUAACGAGGUGUUAAAAAUUGAUGAAGUUGCUUCAACUUCUCAAUUUCUUGUCAAACUUUAUCUCAUUGGAAAAUUGGAAAGGAUGCCACAUUGGUUUGCAUCUCUUGAGUGCCUCAAAAUUAUGUUCUUGUCAUGGUCCCGAGUAACAGAUGAUGAAUUUCUUUACCAUAUUAGCAAACUGCCUAAUUUGGCCAUACUCAGCCUCGUCAAAGCAUAUGAAGGAAACCAAUUGUGGUUUCAAAUGGGAUUUCUGAAGCUGGAGUGUUUGUUAUUAUGCAGUAUGCCUCAAUUGAAGGAGGUCAUUAUAGAGCCGGGAGUGAUGCCACGACUUGAGAAGCUUUUUAUUGUGAGCUGUUCAAACUUACAGAUACCUCGUGGUAUUGAACAUCUAAGCCGUGUCCAAAUGAAAAGGCAGUGAUUGGACUGCAUGCUGUGAUGAUUAGAGGUAAGCUAUCUAUCUAAAUAAUUCAUGUCCAUAAUGUAUCAUUGCAUGAUGUUUUUUCAGAUGCAUAUUUUAGUUGAAAAAAUUUGCUACGAAAAGAAACAUUUCAAGACAAUAUUUCCGCUGAUCUCACUGUUAGGAAUACAAGUUCGGUAGUUGCUUAAGUUUGUUACUAAUCUGUCAUAUAGUAACUCAUUUUAACCUUUUGUCUUAGCGCUCUAUAUAAGUAAGGAGCCCCAUUUGUAUUACUGAUUCACAUUGAAUAAACGCUCGAACAUUUUGAGUU